Linum tenue is the source of this 2269-nucleotide messenger RNA. The record is from the annotation of a GenBank genome assembly. NCBI's taxonomy places the organism in Eukaryota, Viridiplantae, Streptophyta, Magnoliopsida, Malpighiales, Linaceae.
CCGUCUGCCUGCCUUGCAAUUCGAUCGCUCUGCAAAACCUUGAAGUUCGUCUGAAUCGCACUUUGAACAACUGACGUCGAGCGAAUCUGUUGCCAGGCAGGGAUCUACUGCUCACUCUGGUUGUUGCUCUGCCAUCCUCCUCCUUCCUCUGUCUGUGGUUCUGCCAAGCAAACUGCUCAAGCUGAAGCACCCCCGUGUCCGGUGAUGGUGGCUGGAAAGUGAACUUACUUUCACACUUCACCUCUUCAAUCCAAGAUUUCUUGUUCCUCUGCUGGAUUUCGGGCGGUCAUUCAUGAAGGGAUUCUUGCGACCUUUAAGUCGACUCGGCAGCAUCAGGCGCUAUGCUGGCCCUUUUGCCCGAUCAAAGCUGCAACUUGAUGGGGUGAAGGAUGUUAUUGCUGUUGCUUCUGGGAAAGGAGGUGUGGGCAAGUCUACUACCGCUGUAAACUUGGCUGUUGCCUUGGCUAAAAAAUGCAAUUUGAAGGUGGGUUUGCUUGAUGCUGAUGUCUAUGGGCCAUCUGUGCCUAUGAUGAUGAAGAUCGACCGCAAGCCGGAUAUCACUGAAGAUUCAAGCAUGGAAGAGACAGGCUAGAAAGAAAAGAGAGUUAGGAUUCCACAGAAAAGGCGACAAUAGAGACACUGAUUAUAUUAACUGACGAAGACAAAAAGAUGAUUCCGAUUGAGAACUAUGGAGUUAGGUGCAUGUCCAUGGGAUUUCUUGUAGAGCAAGAUGCACCCAUUGUUUGGAGAGGCCCCAUGGUGAUGAGUGCUCUUGAGAAAAUGACUAGGGGAGUCAGUUGGGGAAAGCUUGAUAUUCUCGUGGUAGACAUGCCCCCUGGCACUGGCGAUGCUCAGCUUACUAUAACUCAAAGCUUGCAGUUAUCAGGUGCAGUAAUUGUUUCAACUCCACAGGAUGUUGCAUUACUGGAUGCUCGAAGAGGAGUUAAAAUGUUCUCUAAAGUCGAGGUUCCGAUUCUUGGGUUCAUAGAGAACAUGAGCUGCUUCAAGUGUCCACACUGUGCUGAACCUUCAUACAUUUUCGGUAAAGGGGGAACUCAAAGGACAGCUGAUUCAAUGGGACACCAUUUCAUCGGCGAGAUCCCCAUAGAAGUGGAUAUCAGGACGUGCUCGGACAAUGGUACCCCUAUCGUAAUAUCAUCACCUGAUUCUGGCGUCUCGCGAGCCUAUUGUGAAGCUGCCAGGAGUAUAGUUAAAACACUAGAGGAACUGUCAAAGGGUACAACCUUCCAACCGGAGAUUAAUCUGUGAAAUUGCUCUGAUUCCAGGAGCACCCAUUUCCCUGUGAUCUGGAAUCCUGAAGUCUGUAACUGUAGCCUUCUGAUGUAGCCAUUUUCUUCUGCUUGAGGAUACAUUACAGUAUUCGACUUGGAUCAUCUUUGAGUCAAGCAAACAUUGAGAGUUCUUAUAACAAGCAAUCAUAUCUUUCACAAACUUGAGAACAAAAACAUGACAAAAAUAUCUAACUUUUGAACAUGGACGAUCAUCACGAAGGAAAAUUACGGCGUCGUUUCACUUGACUUGCUAUCUUCUUCUAUCUAAGCCCAAGCGUUCUGGAACGCGGCGGAGGAAAUGGCGCGGGAAAAUUCCGGGAAGCUGAUCCGGCCGUCGCCGUCGGUAUCCGCCUCCCGGAUCAUCCCGGUGAGCUCCUCCGCCGUCAGCUUGUGGCCCAGCUUCGCCAUCGAGUGCGCCAGCUCCGCGGCCGUGAUGUACCCGUUCCCGUCCCGAUCGAACAUCCUGAACAGCUGCUUCAGCUGCUCCUCGCUGUACGCCGACUCCUCCUCCUCCGUCUGGAUCCCCGGCGCCACCAUCGCCAGGAACUCCGUGAACUCCACGAGGCCGUUGUUGUUCGUGUCGGCCCUCUGGAUCAGCGCCUUGAGCUCGUCUGAGCUCGGAUUCAGACCAAGUGACCGGAUCAAAGAUGCCAGCUCGAUCUGCGUCAGGCUGCCGUCCUUGUUCCGAUCGAAGGACCGGAAGAUUCCCCGGAGGUCGGCGAUCUGUGCCUCGUCCAGCUUCGGCCGGUUGCUCGUCAUGAUUUGGGUUCAACUGCCGGCGAGCGACGGCAAUUUCAGGGCGGAGAGGGAAAUUUUGGGGGAGCUGGCUGGCUGGAGGAGGAAAGAUCAGAGAAUUCAGAAGGAAGGAGUCAACGUUUUUCUUUUCUCUCGUUUUGGUCGUACUCUUUAACCGAAUGAAUGGGAUGUUUGGCGUGAUUGGCUCCACGACGACUCAGCUUACUUUGCCGGCUAGAAAU